AUGAAGUUUUGUAUUCAGAUUGUAGCAAUUCUUUUGCUAUGCUUGAGAACCAGCGCUAUCAACGUUGGUUCUUGUGAAAUAAAUAAUGUCAAUAGUGGAUUCAAUGUAGAUUAUUACAAUGUAUCAUACCAUGAUUGUGGUGCCGGAAGUGAUGAGACUUCCUCAGUUUGUGCAGAAUACCUUCAAAAUGACUUUGAACAACGGUUGUCCCCAUCUUUAAGUAUUGAAGGUGUCCAGAAUCUUACUUUCUAUUUCAAUCCCCCCUUACCAGAUCCAGUCUAUGAAACACUUUAUGGUAAACUUGUCAAUGUUCAGAGUUUUGGGUUGAGAAUAACAAGUUACUUUCAUGCUCCUCAAUCCGGUACUUACCAGUUCACAAUCACAGGGGUUGAUGAUGCUGUGGUUUUUUAUUUUGCAGGACAGCAGAGUUACGACUGUUGUCAAUCAGUUACCGAGCUAUACACUCCUUCCCUUGUUGCACAAUAUCCGGCUGGAACAACCACAUAUGAUAUAACAUUGGAGGAGGGAUACUAUCCAAUGAAAUUACUUUAUAUCAACUGGGGUGGAGCAGGUAGUUUGAAAUUUCAAGUAGUUUAUCCAGACGGCACUGUUGUUACGUCUGAUAAUAUGCCAGCUUAUGCUCCACAAGAAGAUUCCCAGUGCGUAGUUAACACCGUUACCACUACCUCAACUUGGACAGAGACAUUCGGAACAACUUACACUAUAACUCCAACCGAAACUGGAAACGUUACUGCAACUGUGAUCGUAGAAGUUCCUCCUAUACCCACUACUACCAUCACCAGUGGUUCAGUCCCAACUAGUUAUUUGACUACUAUCACCACUGGUUCAGUUCCUGUUACUGAAUAUGUUACUGUCACUCCAACUCCAGAAAUUCCAACUACUACCAUUACAAGUGGUUCAGUACCUACUAGUUAUUUGACAACUAUUACUACUGGUUCAGUUCCUGUUACUGAAUAUGUUACUGUCACUCCAACUCCAGACAUUCCAACUACAACCAUUACUAGUGGUUCAGUCCCAACUAGUUAUUUGACUACUAUUACCACUGGUUCAGUUCCUGUUACUGAAUAUGUUACUGUCACUCCAACUCCUGAUAUCCCAACUACAACUAUCACUAGUGGUUCAGUACCUACUGGUUACUUGACUACUAUUACCACUGGUUCAGUUCCUGUCACCGAGUACGUUACUAUAACUCCAACUCCAGAAAUUCCAACUACAACUAUCACUAGUGGUUCAGUACCUACCGGUUACUUAACUACUAUUACUACUGGUUCAGUUCCUGUUACUGAAUAUGUUACUGUCACUCCAACUCCUGAUAUCCCAACUACAACCAUCACUAGUGGUUCAGUACCUACUGGUUAUUUUACUACCAUCACUACUGGUUCAGUUCCUGUUACUGAGUACGUUACUGUGACCCCUACUCCAAAUAUUCCAACUACUACUAUUCCUGGUAGAUUCCCAACAACUUACUUAACCACCAUCACCACCGGUUCAGUACCUUUUACUGAAUACGUCGUUGUCACUCCAACGCCUUGGUCUAAUUCUACCUCAGGAGUCCCUUCAAGCCCAGUUACUGAUACAACUAUGAUUUCUUCAACCGCUGUCCCACCUUCGGGCCCUGCCAUCACUACUGAAACUGCUACCACUAUUGUCACCCUUCCAUGUGAUGUUUGUGAAGGUGGUGUCUCAACCUCAACCAAAACAACAGUUACUACAAAGACUUUACCAUGUCAUCAAUGUGAAGGUACAAAUACCGAUGGUGGAAACCCUCAAGUUACUCCUCAAUCGAGUCCUACCAAAGUCCCAGGUUCUGGUUCUGGUUCUGGUUCACCAGGUUCUGAUAACUCUGGAACCACUUCACCUGUUGUUUCUGCUCCAGUCAGUACUUAUGAAGUCUUAGAGGGUGGUGCUUCUUCAAAAGCUGUCACAUCUUUAUUACUUGUUCUUUCAAGUUUCUUAUGGUUUGCUUAA
Messenger RNA from Yamadazyma jaroonii, 1989 nucleotides. Lineage: Eukaryota; Fungi; Ascomycota; Pichiomycetes; Serinales; Debaryomycetaceae. The record is from the annotation of a GenBank genome assembly.